Molecule: messenger RNA, 1842 nt
Organism: Lindgomyces ingoldianus
Lineage: Eukaryota; Fungi; Ascomycota; Dothideomycetes; Pleosporales; Lindgomycetaceae
Product: FAD-binding domain-containing protein
Exons: 5
Coding region: 1-1842 (613 amino acids)
Biological process (GO): steroid metabolic process
Cellular component (GO): membrane; cytoplasm
Molecular function (GO): FAD binding; Delta24(24-1) sterol reductase activity
Source: RefSeq, a predicted model, not a curated record
AUGAAACGAGAUAGGGCAAGAAACGCUGACGGGGUUGCAGGGGUUGGACUUGGCACUUUGCUGCAAGGCACACAAAAAGUAGCGACAAGAAAAUCCCCCCAAAAAAAUGAGUCAAAAGUCCUCAGACAUAGAGUUACUAUUGUAAUCCUCACAUUGUUGUUACUCAACCUCAUUCUCAUUCUGAUCCUCAUCUUCAUUCGAGUCCCCCGCACAUUUUUCCAGCUUGCCGGAUCGCCCAUGCAGCCUAUCCAUCCAUUCAGCCUGGCCACCCACACACCAUUUUCGGCCUGCCGCUCGCACGUAUCCAACUGGCGCUAUCUGACUUCUACUCGUCCUGCGAUGGCACCGCACGAAGAAGUGGUUGCCCACAUUGCAGCUGCAGUAGGGGCCUUCUUUAGUAGCAAGCAAUCGUUUCGCAUCUUCCAUGGGUCGACCAACAGCACUCGCCCCGCCCAUGACAGCCGUGUUGUCGAUAUCACUGCGCUUUGCAAUAUUCUGAAGGUUGACAGACAGUCCAGUACGGCCACUGUUGAACCAAAUGUUCCCAUGGACAAGCUCGUCCAGGCUACUCUUGCUCAUGGCAUGAUCCCCCCAAUUGUGAUGGAGUUUCCAGGCAUCACAGUGGGUGGAGGCUAUGCUGGGUCUGCAGGCGAGAGUAGCUCCUUUAAGUAUGGGUACUUUGAUCAGACUGUAAGAUCAGUUGAGAUGGUUCUUGCGACUGGAGAGGUUAUCACGGCUUCUGAGUCUGAAAACGCUGAUAUAUUCAAGGGAGCGGCUGGGGCUCUUGGGAGUUUAGGUAUCAUAACAAAGCUUGAACUAAGGCUUAUUCCAGCCAAACGUUUCGUUAAGUUGAUAUACCAUCCAUACUCGACCAGGCAUGACACCAUCAAGGCUCUCCGACAGGCAACAGAGGACCCAGACAACGAUUACGUGGAUGGUAUCAUGUUCUCUAACACUCACGGAGUUCUGAUGACUGGUCAGUUGAUUAAUGAUAUUCCACCGUCUGAAAGUCCGCAGAAAUUUAGUGGGUCGUGGGAUCCCUGGUUCUAUCUCCAUGCAAUGGAAAAGCCUCUUGGGAAACAAUCUACCGACUAUAUACCAAUAGCCGAGUAUCUGUUCCGUUAUGAUCGAGGUGGCUUCUGGGUCGGAAAACAGGCAUUCAAAUACUUCGGCUUUGUCCCAUUCAACCGAUUCACUCGGUGGUUCCUUAACGAUUUCAUGCAUACUCGGAUGAUGUACAGAGCGUUGCACGGAAAUAACAUGUCUUUUGGGACUAUGAUCCACGACCUUUCCCUGCCUUACGACACUGUGGAGGAGUUCAUCGACUAUACAACCCAGAGGCUUGGGAUUUGGCCCCUGUGGCUCUGCCCUCUGCGCGCCAUGGAUCCCCCAACAUUCCAUCCUUGCACCACUAGUCCAAAACGAGGCGAAACACCCCAGCCAAUGCUCAACAUCGGUCUCUGGGGCGCGGCUUCGAAGGACAUGGACACCUUUAUUCGCCAGAACCGAGAUUUAGAAGCCUGGCUCACAGAGCUAGGCGGUCGCAAGGUCCUGUACUCCCACACCUAUUAUACAGAAGAGGAGUUUUGGCAACUGUAUGAUCGGAAGUGGUACGAGGCACUGAGGCAGCGCUACUCCGCUACUACUCUACCAACUGUGUAUGACAAGGUGAAGGUCGACGUUUCUCGGCAGAUGCAAACUCGAAAUGUACCUUGGGUUCGAAGACUGGCGCUAUUGUGGCCUUUUGCCGGAUUUUUGGGGAUAUGGUGCGCAAUUCGAAGCAAAGAUUAUCUUAUUCAUAGGCGGUUGAGCUGGAUGAAAGGAAGAAUUGUAGAGACCUGA